AUGGGCAAGGAAUCGGAAGACCUCGAGAAAAACUCCUUUUCCGAAUACACGCAUCUCCGAAAUACUUCGAUCAAAACUCUGAGUUGGAAGGAUAUCACGGUCACAGUCAAUGACCGCCAUGAUGGUUCGCCCAAAGAGAUACUCUCGAGUAUAAGUGGCAUUGCCAGUGGAGGAGAUAUGGUAGCGAUUAUGGGACCAAGUGGUUCAGGCAAGACUACUCUUCUCAAUGUCCUUGCUCAUCGUGAAGCAUCACUUAAUGCCAACGUCCAAAAAUCCAUAAACCUCAACGGUUCCGAGACCUCAUUAGACGCAUUUCGCAAAACCAGCGCAUUCGUUGAACAAGAAGAUGCUCUCAUCGGGUCUUUGACUGUGUACGAGACGUUGAAUUUUGCAGCUCGAUUAUCACUGCCAGGCGGCGUCAGCAAAGCUGAAAGAAUGGCGACAAUCACGUCCCUGGUCGGCGCUCUCGGUUUAACCGAGCAAAAGAACACUUUGAUCGGGACACCCAUUCGGAAAGGCUUGUCUGGAGGCCAGAAGAGAAGGGUCAGCGUCGCAGCGCAUUUGAUAACCUCGCCGAAGAUACUAUUCCUAGAUGAACCAACAAGCGGAUUGGACUCGACCGCCAGCUUCGAGGUUAUGAAGUUCGUAAAGGGAAUCGCGAAGGAUUAUAACAUUAUCGUUAUCGCCUCCAUUCACCAGCCGUCUACUGCGACGUUCGAGCUCUUCGAUUCACUACUUCUGCUCUCGGGCGGUAAGACUGUUUAUAAUGGCCCCAUUGCACGCAUGGUGGAUUAUUUCGCCUCCCUUGGACAUGCAAUUCCGCUCUACACCAACCCAGCAGAGUAUGUGAUUCAGCUGGUCAACACUGACUUUUCGUACGGUCAAACAUCCGCACUUGAAGUUCUUUCCGAACUUCAGUCUUCGUGGUCAGCAUCCGUUCAAGCCUCAGAAGUCCAAAACGCGAUUGCCACGAGCCAGGCAUCCCAGGAUGGAAUACCCGAGCACAUCAGCGACGAAUCUAGCAAUCGUUUCCUGACUCCAGUGACGCUCAUCCAUCGCUCCUUUAUCAAAAGUUACCGGGAUAUCGUGGCCUAUGGCAUACGCAUUGCCAUGUAUCUUGGACUCGCAAUUAUGAUGGGUACGGUUUGGUUGCGACUGGAGCCAACCCAGGCCAACAUCGGCGCCUUCAUCAAUGCGAUUUUCUUCGGCGGAGCCUUCAUGUCCUUCAUGGCCGUCGCAUACAUCCCCGCAUUUCUGGAAGAUCUCCAAAUAUUCACACGAGAACGCGCGAACGGAUUGUAUGGCCCCACGGCAUUCAUGGUCGCGAAUUUCAUCAUUGGCAUACCCUAUCUCUUCGUGAUUGCGGUUCUUUUUUCAAUCGUCGCAUACUGGCUGUCGAACUUCCGCAGCACCGGCGAGGGAUUCUGGGUAUGGGUUAUUUGGCUGUUCCUCGAUCUGCUGGCUGCUGAGUCAUUGGUCGUGCUCCUGUCCUCGCUUGUGCCCAUAUUUGUUGUCGCAUUGGCAGCAACCGCAUUCGCUAAUGGCCUAUGGAUGUCCGUCAAUGGGUUUAUGGUCCAACCUGAGGCAUUGAAUGUGUUUUGGAGAUACGUGUUCCAUCCUAUCGACUACCAAGCCUAUGUUUUCAGAGGCAUGAUGGUGAAUGAGUUUGGAGGUCGAAAUUACAGCUGCGGGUCGGAUUGUCGCUGCAUUUACCCUAGCGCUCUGGAGGAUCAAUGUUUGAUCGACGGCAAUGCCGUUCUUCAUAACUACGGAUACAAAACUGGCGAUGUCGGGAAAUAUGUAGGAUACAUGCUAGUCAUUACCCUGGGUUAUAGGCUCCUGGGAUGGCUGGUGCUAUUCCUGAGGAAGCAUUAG
Molecule: messenger RNA, 1875 nt
Organism: Aaosphaeria arxii CBS 175.79
Lineage: Eukaryota; Fungi; Ascomycota; Dothideomycetes; Pleosporales
Product: ATP transporter
Exons: 5
Coding region: 1-1875 (624 amino acids)
Cellular component (GO): membrane
Molecular function (GO): ATP binding; ATP hydrolysis activity; ABC-type transporter activity
Source: RefSeq, a predicted model, not a curated record